AUUACCGGCGGGUUCACGGGAUCAAAACACACACGGUGUGAUGGUCAAAAACAAUUUGUGACAGGGACAUUUUAGUAAUUUUGGGUAUCCUAUUAGGGCUUUCCUUUCUCCUCUUCCCCCAUUCUGAGUUCUCACGUCCCAACGCGGCUUUGGUGAGGCUCUGAAGGGGCACGAACCUCUGCUCCGACGCUGCUCCUAUGCUCUGAAGCAUCCAGCCAGCCAAGGCUCUUCGGCAUUGGUGCCUGUGGAUUUGAAUGAAAAUUGUGCUGAAGCAAAGGGCAAUGUGCAAAAUGGAGAAUGGACACAAGCAGAGUCCAACCUCCGACACUCCCAGAUACUACAAGGGGAUCUGCAUACAUUAGGGAUGAAAAUUAAGCAGCAUGAGGACAACCUAAAUCUUCUGAACAAUGAAAAAAGCAAGUUAGACGAUGUCAUUCUUCAUUUGCAAGCUACUGUUGAGAGAUCAGAGUCUUCAAGUACAACCAAGGCUGGUAAUGCGGACGAUCCCCACUUUACAACUGAGGAGGUAAAUAAAACGAUAUUGCUGCAUGAAAAAUCUGCUGCUGGUAUUUUGUACCAGCUAAAGACUAUUCAUCGAGCCCAAGUGUCUCAGCUUUCAUUAACAAAGGAUGUUGUGGGUAUUGUUGCUAUGCUGGGCAAAGUUGAGGAUGACAAUCUUAGCCGACUUUUCUCGGAGUAUCUAGGAGCGGACACUAUGCGAGCGGUUGUUUGUAGAACCUAUGAAGGAGUUAAAGCUCUUGAAAUGUCUGACAAUGAAGGCUGCAUAAAUAAAAGUUCUGGUCUUCACGGGCUAGGUGCUUCUAUUGGAAGGCCUUUGGAUGGUCGAUUUCUAGUGAUAUGUCUUGAAUCUCUGAGGCCUUAUACUGGCAAAUAUUUCCUUGAUGACUCCGAACGGAAGUUGGACAUUUUAAAGCCGAGAUUACCCAAUGGGGAGUGUCCACCUGGAUUUCUGGGGUUUGCUGUCAAUAUGAUUAAUAUCGACAGCUGUAACCUAUUUUGUGUAACUCCCAGUGGCUAUGGCCUCAGAGAAACUCUGUUUUAUAAUCUCUUUUCUCGUCUACAAGUUUAUAAGACAAGAGCUGAAAUGAUACAAGCACUUCCUCUCAUAAGUGACGGUGCUCUUUCUUUAGAUGGAGGAAUGGUUAGGAGUUGCGGUGUAUUUACCUUGGGCAAUAGGGUAGAUGUUGAUGUGAAAUUUCCAAGGCCAGAUAAAUCAACUGAGCUUGAUGGUGAGAUCGAAGCGGAGAGGCAAAUGAAGGAUAUCAAAUGGAAGAAGGAAAAGGUUCUGGAGGAUUUGAAAAGGGAACGGACUCUGUUGGACAUGGCGAAAUUCAAUUUCAGUAAAAAGAAGAAUGAUUUUCUCAAGUUUUUGGCGGAAAGUUCAUCAUAUGCAACUCAGGCUCAAACUACUUCUGACAGAUUCAUACCUAGAUGAAGAAAUCAAGGCAGUCAGCAAAGCUAUGAAGAUGAUAGUCUGUGACUAACAACUCUGUUCAUGAGCUUGUAGUUCAUAUCCAUUUUGUAAUCUGGGUCUCGUUGGGGAAAGGUUUCUUGAAUUGGUACAAAAUUUUUGGAUUUAAAAAAAAGCACAUUUUUUGUUUCGCUAGACCCUUCUGUUAAGGCCACAUUUUUCUUCAAGCUCUGCUGAUAAGAAAAUCAAACUAGCCUUCAAGACCAUGGAUAGGACAUGCAUUUUCUGGGUUCCUUGUACAUCAAUGAGCUCAUUAUACUCUUCAGAGAAUCUGAAUGUUGUACAUCUAUGAUAUUUAGACUUUUUUU
Messenger RNA from Lotus japonicus, 1800 nucleotides. Its product is annotated as protein DEFECTIVE IN MERISTEM SILENCING 3-like. Lineage: Eukaryota; Viridiplantae; Streptophyta; Magnoliopsida; Fabales; Fabaceae. Bases 365 to 1456 code for a protein of 363 amino acids. The transcript is spliced from 8 exons. The record is from RefSeq and is a predicted model, not a curated record.